AUGCACAGGAAGUAUCAAGGGUCCACGAAAGUGAAGAGAGCCCAAUUGCAGGCUUUGCGUCGAGAGUUUGAAGUUCUUUGCAUGAAGGAUAACAAAGUAGUUGAUGAAUAUUUUACGAGAACUUUGGCUAUUGCAAACAAGAUGACUGCUCAAGGUAAGAAGAUGGAGCAAACCACCAUUGUUGAGAAGGUGUUGAGGUAUAUGAUCACAAAAUUCAAUUAUGUGGUGCACUCCAUAGAAGAAUCUAACGAUGUUAGAACCUUGUUCAUUGAUGAGUUACAGAGUAGUCUCUUGGUGCAUGAGCAAAGGAUGAAGAUCAAUCAAGAAAAGAACAAUAAACAUGUGUUAAAGAUUGCAAUUUAUGGUCGUGGUGGCAUCAACAAUAGAGGUAGGGGAUGUGGUGGCGUUCAUGGUCAUGGCAGAGAAAGACUUACCAAAGACCAGAUCCAAUGUUACAAGUGCCACAAGAUAGGGCACUAUCAAAGUGAAUGUCUAAGUUGGCAAGAGUGUUAG
Molecule: messenger RNA, 513 nt
Organism: Vicia villosa (hairy vetch)
Lineage: Eukaryota; Viridiplantae; Streptophyta; Magnoliopsida; Fabales; Fabaceae
Exons: 1
Coding region: 1-513 (170 amino acids)
Molecular function (GO): nucleic acid binding; zinc ion binding
Source: RefSeq, a predicted model, not a curated record